This is a messenger RNA of Closterium sp. Naga37s-1, 14103 nucleotides long. The record is from the annotation of a GenBank genome assembly. NCBI's taxonomy places the organism in Eukaryota, Viridiplantae, Streptophyta, Zygnematophyceae, Desmidiales, Closteriaceae.
AUGGCUGCUCUCUCCACUCCCCGGCGCAACUGGUGUGAGGGAGGAAGGGAGCAAGAGCAGGGAACAAGGGCAAGGAGUGACUGGGAGCACGUGCACGGUGCCCCUGUUGCUAAGGAGCAAGAACAGGGAGGGCAGGAGCAAAGGACGCUAAGGGAGGGGGACAGAGGGAACACAUCCGCGUUGAAACACGCCAAGGAGUGGCAUAAACACACCAAGGAGUGGCAUGAACACGCCAAGGAGUGGCAUGAACACGGCAAGGAGUGGCAUGAACACGCCAAGGAGUGGCAUGAACACGCCAAGGAGUGGCAUGAACACGCCAAGGAGUGGCAUGAACACGCCAAGGAGUGGCAUGAACACGCCAAGGAGUGGCAUGAACACGCCAAGGAGUGGCAUGAACACGCCAAGGAGUGGCAUGAACACGCCAAGGAGUGGCAUGAACACGCCAAGGAGUGGCAUGAACACGGCAAGGAGUGGCAUGAACACGCCAAGGAGUGGCAUGAACACGGCAAGGAGUGGCAUGAACACGCCAAGGAGUGGCAUGAACACGCCAAGGAGUGGCAUGAACACGCCAAGGAGUGGCAUGAACACGCCAAGGAGUGGCAUGAACACGCCAAGGAGUGGCAUGAACACGCCAAGGAGUGGCAUGAACACGCCAAGGAGUGGCAUGAACACCCCAAGGAGGGGCAUGAACACGGCAAGGAGGGGCAUGAACACGCCAAGGAGUGGCAUGAACACGCCAAGGAGUGGCAUGAACAUGCCAAGGAGUGGCAUGAACACGCCAAGGAGUGGCAUGAACACGCCAAGGAGUGGCAUGAACACGCCAAGGAGUGGCAUGAACACGCCAAGGAGUGGCAUGAACACGCCAAGGAGUGGCAUGAACACGGCAAGGAGUGGCAUGAACACGCCAAGGAGUGGCAUGAACACGGCAAGGAGUGGCAUGAACACGCCAAGGAGUGGCAUGAACACGCCAAGGAGUGGCAUGAACACGCCAAGGAGUGGCAUGAACACGCCAAGGAGUGGCAUGAACACGCCAAGGAGUGGCAUGAACACGCCAAGGAGUGGCAUGAACACGCCAAGGAGUGGCAUGAACACCCCAAGGAGGGGCAUGAACACGGCAAGGAGGGGCAUGAACACGCCAAGGAGUGGCAUGAACACGCCAAGGAGUGGCAUGAACACGCCAAGGAGUGGCAUGAACACGCCAAGGAGUGGCAUGAACACGCCAAGGAGUGGCAUGAACACGCCAAGGAGUGGCAUGAACACGCCAAGGAGGGGCAUGAACACGCCAAGGAGUGGCAUGAACACGCCAAGGAGUGGCCUGAACACGGCAAGGAGUGGCAUGAACACGGCAAGGAGUGGCAUGAACACGGCAAGGAGUGGCAUGAACACGGCAAGGAGUGGCAUGAACACGGCAAGGAGUGGCAUGAACACGCCAAGGAGUGGCAUGAACACGCCAACGAGUGGCAUGAACACGCCACGGAGUGGCAUGAACACGCCACGGAGUGGCAUGAACACGCCAAGGAGUGGCAUGAACACAGCAAGGAGCGGCAUGAACACGGCAAGGAGCGGCAUGAACACGCCAAGGAGCGGCAUGAACACGCCAAGGAGCGGCAUGAACACGCCAAGGAGCGGCAUGAACACGCCAAGGAGCGGCAUGAACACGCCAAGGAGCGGCAUGAACACGCCAAGGAGCGGCAUGAACACGCCAAGGAGCGGCAUGAACACGGCAAGGAGCGGCAUGAACACGGCAAGGAGCGGCAUGAACACGGCAAGGAGUGGCAUGAACACGGCAAGGAGCGGCAUGAACACGGCAAGGAGCGGCAUGAACACGCCAAGGAGCGGCAUGAACACGCCAAGGAGCGGCAUGAACACGCCAAGGAGCGGCAUGAACACGCCAAGGAGCGGCAUGAACACGCCAAGGAGCGGCAUGAACACGCCAAGGAGCGGCAUGAACACGGCAAGGAGCGGCAUGAACACGGCAAGGAGCGGCAUGAACACGGCAAGGAGGGGCAUGAACACGCCAAGGAGUGGCAUGAACACGCCAAGGAGUGGCAUGAACAUGCCAAGGAGUGGCAUGAACACGCCAAGGAGUGGCAUGAACACGCCAAGGAGUGGCAUGAACACGCCAAGGAGUGGCAUGAACACGCCAAGGAGUGGCAUGAACACGCCAAGGAGUGGCAUGAACACGGCAAGGAGUGGCAUGAACACGCCAAGGAGUGGCAUGAACACGGCAAGGAGUGGCAUGAACACGCCAAGGAGUGGCAUGAACACGCCAAGGAGUGGCAUGAACACGCCAAGGAGUGGCAUGAACACGCCAAGGAGUGGCAUGAACACGCCAAGGAGUGGCAUGAACACGCCAAGGAGUGGCAUGAACACGCCAAGGAGUGGCAUGAACACCCCAAGGAGGGGCAUGAACACGGCAAGGAGGGGCAUGAACACGCCAAGGAGUGGCAUGAACACGCCAAGGAGUGGCAUGAACACGCCAAGGAGUGGCAUGAACACGCCAAGGAGUGGCAUGAACACGCCAAGGAGUGGCAUGAACACGCCAAGGAGUGGCAUGAACACGCCAAGGAGGGGCAUGAACACGCCAAGGAGUGGCAUGAACACGCCAAGGAGUGGCCUGAACACGGCAAGGAGUGGCAUGAACACGGCAAGGAGUGGCAUGAACACGGCAAGGAGUGGCAUGAACACGGCAAGGAGUGGCAUGAACACGGCAAGGAGUGGCAUGAACACGCCAAGGAGUGGCAUGAACACGCCAACGAGUGGCAUGAACACGCCACGGAGUGGCAUGAACACGCCACGGAGUGGCAUGAACACGCCAAGGAGUGGCAUGAACACAGCAAGGAGCGGCAUGAACACGGCAAGGAGCGGCAUGAACACGCCAAGGAGCGGCAUGAACACGCCAAGGAGCGGCAUGAACACGCCAAGGAGCGGCAUGAACACGCCAAGGAGCGGCAUGAACACGCCAAGGAGCGGCAUGAACACGCCAAGGAGCGGCAUGAACACGCCAAGGAGCGGCAUGAACACGGCAAGGAGCGGCAUGAACACGGCAAGGAGCGGCAUGAACACGGCAAGGAGUGGCAUGAACACGGCAAGGAGCGGCAUGAACACGGCAAGGAGCGGCAUGAACACGCCAAGGAGCGGCAUGAACACGCCAAGGAGCGGCAUGAACACGCCAAGGAGCGGCAUGAACACGCCAAGGAGCGGCAUGAACACGCCAAGGAGCGGCAUGAACACGCCAAGGAGCGGCAUGAACACGGCAAGGAGCGGCAUGAACACGGCAAGGAGCGGCAUGAACACGGCAAGGAGCGGCAUGAACACGCCAAGGAGCGGCAUGAACACGCCAAGGAGCGGCAUGAACACGCCAAGGAGCGGCAUGAACACGCCAAGGAGCGGCAUGAACACGCCAAGGAGCGGCAUGAACACGCCAAGGAGCGGCAUGAACACGGCAAGGAGCGGCAUGAACACGGCAAGGAGUGGCAUGAACACGGCAAGGAGUGGCAUGAACACGGCAAGGAGUGGCAUGAACACGCCAAGGAGUGGCAUGAACACGCCAAGGAGUGGCAUGAACACGCCAAGGAGUGGCAUGAACACACCAAGGAGCGGCAUGAACACGUCAAGGAGCGGCAUGAACACACCAAGGAGCGGCAUGAACACGCCAAGGAGCGGCAUGAACACGCCAAGGAGCGGCAUGAACACGCCAAGGAGCGGCAUGAACACGCCAAGGAGCGGCAUGAACACGGCAAGGAGUGGCAUGAACACGGCAAGGAGUGGCAUGAACACGGCAAGGAGUGGCAUGAACACACCAAGGAGUGGCAUGAACACGCCAAGGAGUGGCAUGAACACGCCAACGAGUGGCAUGAACACGCCAAGGAGUGGCAUGAACACGCCAACGAGUGGCAUGAACACGCCAAGGAGUGGCAUGAACACGCCAAGGAGUGGCAUGAACACGCCAAGGAGUGGCAUGAACACGCCAAGGAGUGGCAUGAACACGCCAAGGAGUGGCAUGAACACGCCAAGGAGUGGCAUGAACACGCCAACGAGUGGCAUGAACACGCCAAGGAGUGGCAUGAACACGCCAAGGAGUGGCAUGAACACGCCAAGGAGUGGCAUGAACACGCCAAGGAGUGGCAUGAACACGCCAAGGAGUGGCAUGAACACGCCAAGGAGUGGCAUGAACACGCCAAGGAGUGGCAUGAACACGCCAAGGAGUGGCAUGAACACGCCAAGGAGUGGCAUGAACACCCCAAGGAGGGGCAUGAACACGGCAAGGAGGGGCAUGAACACGCCAAGGAGUGGCAUGAACACGCCAAGGAGUGGCAUGAACAUGCCAAGGAGUGGCAUGAACACGCCAAGGAGUGGCAUGAACACGCCAAGGAGUGGCAUGAACACGCCAAGGAGUGGCAUGAACACGCCAAGGAGUGGCAUGAACACGGCAAGGAGUGGCAUGAACACGCCAAGGAGUGGCAUGAACACGCCAAGGAGUGGCAUAAACACGCCAAGGAGUGGCAUGAACACGCCAAGGAGGGGCAUGAACACGCCAAGGAGUGGCAUGAACACGCCAAGGAGUGGCAUGAACACGGCAAGGAGUGGCAUGAACACGGCAAGGAGUGGCAUGAACACGCCAAGGAGUGGCAUGAACACGCCAAGGAGUGGCAUGAACACGCCAACGAGUGGCAUGAACACGCCAACGAGUGGCAUGAACACGCCAAGGAGUGGCAUGAACACGCCAAGGAGUGGCAUGAACACGCCAACGAGUGGCAUGAACACGCCAAAGAGUGGCAUGAACACGCCAAGGAGUGGCAUGAACACCCCAAGGAGGGGCAUGAACACGGCAAGGAGGGGCAUGAACACGCCAAGGAGUGGCAUGAACACGCCAAGGAGUGGCAUGAACAUGCCAAGGAGUGGCAUGAACACGCCAAGGAGUGGCAUGAACACGGCAAGGAGUGGCAUGAACACGCCAAGGAGUGGCAUGAACACGCCAAGGAGUGGCAUGAACACGCCAAGGAGUGGCAUGAACACGCCAAGGAGUGGCAUGAACACGCCAAGGAGUGGCAUGAACACGCCAAGGAGUGGCAUAAACACGCCAAGGAGUGGCAUGAACACGCCAAGGAGUGGCAUGAACACGCCAAGGAGUGGCAUGAACACGCCAAGGAGUGGCAUGAACACGGCAAGGAGUGGCAUGAACACGGCAAGGAGUCGCAUGAACACGCCAAGGAGUGGCAUGAACACGCCAAGGAGUGGCAUGAACACGCCAAGGAGUGGCAUGAACACGCCAACGAGUGGCAUGAACACGCCAAGGAGUGGCAUGAACACGCCAAGGAGUGGCAUGAACACGCCAAGGAGUGGCAUGAACACGGCAAGGAGUGGCAUGAACACGGCAAGGAGUGGCAUGAACACGGCAAGGAGUGGCAUGAACACGGCAAGGAGUGGCAUGAACACGCCAAGGAGUGGCAUGAACACGCCAAGGAGUGGCAUGAACACGCCAAGGAGUUGCAUGAACACGCCAAGGAGUGGCAUGAACACGCCAAGGAGUGGCAUGAACACGGCAAGGAGUGGCAUGAACACGCCAAGGAGCGGCAUGAACACGCCAAGGAGCGGCAUGAACACGCCAAGGAGCGGCAUGAACACGCCAAGGAGCGGCAUGAACACGCCAAGGAGCGGCAUGAACACGCCAAGGAGCGGCAUGAACACGCCAAGGAGCGGCAUGAACACGCCAAGGAGCGGCAUGAACACGGCAAGGAGUGGCAUGAACACGGCAUGGAGUGGCAUGAACACGCCAAGGAGUGGCAUGAACACGCCAAGGAGUGGCAUGAACACGCCAAGGAGCGGCAUGAACACGCCAAGGAGCGGCAUGAACACGGCAAGGAGCGGCAUGAACACGCCAAGGAGCGGCAUGAACACGCCAAGGAGCGGCAUGAACACGCCAAGGAGCGGCAUGAACACGCCAAGGAGCGGCAUGAACACGCCAAGGAGCGGCAUGAACACGCCAAGGAGCGGCAUGAACACGCCAAGGAGCGGCAUGAACACGCCAAGGAGUGGCAUGAACACGGCAAGGAGUGGCAUGAACACGGCAAGGAGUGGCAUGAACACCCCAAGGAGUGGCAUGAACACGCCAAGGAGUGGCAUGAACACGGCAAGGAGUGGCAUGAACACGCCAACGAGUGGCAUGAACACGGCAAGGAGUGGCAUGAACACGCCAAGGAGUGGCAUGAACACGCCAAGGAGUGGCAUGAACACGCCAAGGAGUGGCAUGAACACGCCAAGGAGUGGCAUGAACACGGCAAGGAGUGGCAUGAACACGGCAAGGAGUCGCAUGAACACGCCAAGGAGUGGCAUGAACACGCCAAGGAGUGGCAUGAACACGCCAAGGAGUGGCAUGAACACGCCAACGAGUGGCAUGAACACGCCAAGGAGUGGCAUGAACACGCCAAGGAGUGGCAUGAACACGCCAAGGAGUGGCAUGAACACGGCAAGGAGUGGCAUGAACACGGCAAGGAGUGGCAUGAACACGGCAAGGAGUGGCAUGAACACGGCAAGGAGUGGCAUGAACACGCCAAGGAGUGGCAUGAACACGCCAAGGAGUGGCAUGAACACGCCAAGGAGUUGCAUGAACACGCCAAGGAGUGGCAUGAACACGCCAAGGAGUGGCAUGAACACGGCAAGGAGUGGCAUGAACACGCCAAGGAGCGGCAUGAACACGCCAAGGAGCGGCAUGAACACGCCAAGGAGCGGCAUGAACACGCCAAGGAGCGGCAUGAACACGCCAAGGAGCGGCAUGAACACGCCAAGGAGCGGCAUGAACACGCCAAGGAGCGGCAUGAACACGCCAAGGAGCGGCAUGAACACGGCAAGGAGUGGCAUGAACACGGCAUCGAGUGGCAUGAACACGCCAAGGAGUGGCAUGAACACGCCAAGGAGUGGCAUGAACACGCCAAGGAGCGGCAUGAACACGCCAAGGAGCGGCAUGAACACGGCAAGGAGCGGCAUGAACACGCCAAGGAGCGGCAUGAACACGCCAAGGAGCGGCAUGAACACGCCAAGGAGCGGCAUGAACACGCCAAGGAGCGGCAUGAACACGCCAAGGAGCGGCAUGAACACGCCAAGGAGCGGCAUGAACACGCCAAGGAGCGGCAUGAACACGCCAAGGAGUGGCAUGAACACGGCAAGGAGUGGCAUGAACACGGCAAGGAGUGGCAUGAACACCCCAAGGAGUGGCAUGAACACGCCAAGGAGUGGCAUGAACACGGCAAGGAGUGGCAUGAACACGCCAACGAGUGGCAUGAACACGGCAAGGAGUGGCAUGAACACGCCAAGGAGUGGCAUGAACACGCCAAGGAGUGGCAUGAACACGCCAAGGAGUGGCAUGAACACGCCAACGAGUGGCAUGAACACGCCAAGGAGUGGCAUGAACACGCCAAGGAGUGGCAUGAACACGCCAACGAGUGGCACGAACACGCCAAAGAGUGGCAUGAACACGCCAAGGAGUGGCAUGAACACCCCAAGGAGGGGCAUGAACACGGCAAGGAGGGGCAUGAACACGCCAAGGAGUGGCAUGAACACGCCAAGGAGUGGCAUGAACACGCCAAGGAGUGGCAUGAACACGCCAAGGAGUGGCAUGAACACGCCAAGGAGUGGCAUGAACACGCCAAGGAGUGGCAUGAACACGCCAAGGAGCGGCAUGAACACGUCAAGGAGCGGCAUGAACACACCAAGGAGCGGCAUGAACACGCCAAGGAGCGGCAUGAACACGCCAAGGAGCGGCAUGAACACGCCAAGGAGCGGCAUGAACACGCCAAGGAGCGGCAUGAACACGCCAAGGAGUGGCAUGAACACGCCAAGGAGUGGCAUGAACACGCCAAGGAGUGGCAUGAACACGCCAAGGAGUGGCAUGAACACGCCAAGGAGUGGCAUGAACACCCCAAGGAGGGGCAUGAACACGGCAAGGAGGGGCAUGAAAACGCCAAGGAGUGGCAUGAACACGCCAAGGAGUGGCAUGAACAUGCCAAGGAGUGGCAUGAACACGCCAAGGAGUGGCAUGAACACGCCAAGGAGUGGCAUGAACACGCCAAGGAGUGGCAUGAACACGCCAACGAGUGGCAUGAACACGCCAAGGAGUGGCAUGAACACGCCAAGGAGUGGCAUGAACACGCCAACGAGUGGCACGAACACGCCAAAGAGUGGCAUGAACACGCCAAGGAGUGGCAUGAACACCCCAAGGAGGGGCAUGAACACGGCAAGGAGGGGCAUGAACACGCCAAGGAGUGGCAUGAACACGCCAAGGAGUGGCAUGAACACGCCAAGGAGUGGCAUGAACACGCCAAGGAGUGGCAUGAACACGCCAAGGAGUGGCAUGAACACGCCAAGGAGUGGCAUGAACACGCCAAGGAGCGGCAUGAACACGUCAAGGAGCGGCAUGAACACACCAAGGAGCGGCAUGAACACGCCAAGGAGCGGCAUGAACACGCCAAGGAGCGGCAUGAACACGCCAAGGAGCGGCAUGAACACGCCAAGGAGCGGCAUGAACACGCCAAGGAGUGGCAUGAACACGCCAAGGAGUGGCAUGAACACGCCAAGGAGUGGCAUGAACACGCCAAGGAGUGGCAUGAACACGCCAAGGAGUGGCAUGAACACCCCAAGGAGGGGCAUGAACACGGCAAGGAGGGGCAUGAAAACGCCAAGGAGUGGCAUGAACACGCCAAGGAGUGGCAUGAACAUGCCAAGGAGUGGCAUGAACACGCCAAGGAGUGGCAUGAACACGCCAAGGAGUGGCAUGAACACGCCAAGGAGUGGCAUGAACACGCCAAGGAGUGGCAUGAACACGCCAAGGAGUGGCAUGAACACGCCAAGGAGUGGCAUGAACACGCCAAGGAGUGGCAUAAACACGCCAAGGAGUGGCAUGAACACGCCAAGGAGGGGCAUGAACACGCCAAGGAGUGGCAUGAACACGCCAAGGAGUGGCAUGAACACGGCAAGGAGUGGCAUGAACACGGCAAGGAGUGGCAUGAACACGGCAAGGAGUGGCAUGAACACGCCAAGGAGUGGCAUGAACACGCCAAGGAGUGGCAUGAACACGCCAACGAGUGGCAUGAACACGCCAAGGAGUGGCAUGAACACGCCAAGGAGUGGCAUGAACACGCCAAGGAGUGGCAUGAACACGCCAACGAGUGGCAUGAACACGCCAAAGAGUGGCAUGAACACGCCAAGGAGUGGCAUGAACACCCCAAGGAGGGGCAUGAACACGGCAAGGAGGGGCAUGAACACGCCAAGGAGUGGCAUGAACACGCCAAGGAGUGGCAUGAACAUGCCAAGGAGUGGCAUGAACACGCCAAGGAGUGGCAUGAACACGGCAAGGAGUGGCAUGAACACGCCAAGGAGUGGCAUGAACACGCCAAGGAGUGGCAUGAACACGCCAAGGAGUGGCAUGAACACGCCAAGGAGUGGCAUGAACACGCCAAGGAGUGGCAUGAACACGCCAAGGAGUGGCAUAAACACGCCAAGGAGUGGCAUGAACACGCCAAGGAGUGGCAUGAACACGCCAAGGAGUGGCAUGAACACGCCAAGGAGUGGCAUGAACACGGCAAGGAGUGGCAUGAACACGGCAAGGAGUCGCAUGAACACGCCAAGGAGUGGCAUGAACACGCCAAGGAGUGGCAUGAACACGCCAAGGAGUGGCAUGAACACGCCAACGAGUGGCAUGAACACGCCAAGGAGUGGCAUGAACACGCCAAGGAGUGGCAUGAACACGCCAAGGAGUGGCAUGAACACGGCAAGGAGUGGCAUGAACACGGCAAGGAGUGGCAGGAACACGGCAAGGAGUGGCAUGAACACGGCAAGGAGUGGCAUGAACACGCCAAGGAGUGGCAUGAACACGCCAAGGAGUGGCAUGAACACGCCAAGGAGUUGCAUGAACACGCCAAGGAGUGGCAUGAACACGCCAAGGAGUGGCAUGAACACGGCAAGGAGUGGCAUGAACACGCCAAGGAGCGGCAUGAACACGCCAAGGAGUGGCAUGAACACGCCAAGGAGUGGCAUGAACACGCCAAGGAGUGGCAUGAACAUGCCAAGGAGUGGCAUGAACACGCCAAGGAGUGGCAUGAACACGGCAAGGAGUGGCAUGAACACGCCAAGGAGUGGCAUGAACACGCCAAGGAGUGGCAUGAACACGCCAAGGAGUGGCAUGAACACGCCAAGGAGUGGCAUGAACACGGCAAGGAGUCGCAUGAACACGCCAAGGAGUGGCAUGAACACGCCAAGGAGUGGCAUGAACACGCCAAGGAGUGGCAUGAACACGCCAACGAGUGGCAUGAACACGCCAAGGAGUGGCAUGAACACGCCAAGGAGUGGCAUGAACACGCCAAGGAGUGGCAUGAACACGGCAAGGAGUGGCAUGAACACGGCAAGGAGUGGCAGGAACACGGCAAGGAGUGGCAUGAACACGGCAAGGAGUGGCAUGAACACGCCAAGGAGUGGCAUGAACACGCCAAGGAGUGGCAUGAACACGCCAAGGAGUUGCAUGAACACGCCAAGGAGUGGCAUGAACACGCCAAGGAGUGGCAUGAACACGGCAAGGAGUGGCAUGAACACGCCAAGGAGCGGCAUGAACACGCCAAGGAGUGGCAUGAACACGCCAAGGAGUGGCAUGAACACGCCAAGGAGUGGCAUGAACAUGCCAAGGAGUGGCAUGAACACGCCAAGGAGUGGCAUGAACACGGCAAGGAGUGGCAUGAACACGCCAAGGAGUGGCAUGAACACGCCAAGGAGUGGCAUGAACACGCCAAGGAGUGGCAUGAACACGCCAAGGAGUGGCAUGAACACGCCAAGGAGUGGCAUGAACACGCCAAGGAGUGGCAUAAACACGCCAAGGAGUGGCAUGAACACGCCAAGGAGUGGCAUGAACACGCCAAGGAGUGGCAUGAACACGCCAAGGAGUGGCAUGAACACGGCAAGGAGUGGCAUGAACACGGCAAGGAGUCGCAUGAACACGCCAAGGAGUGGCAUGAACACGCCAAGGAGUGGCAUGAACACGCCAAGGAGUGGCAUGAACACGCCAACGAGUGGCAUGAACACGCCAAGGAGUGGCAUGAACACGCCAAGGAGUGGCAUGAACACGCCAAGGAGUGGCAUGAACACGGCAAGGAGUGGCAUGAACACGGCAAGGAGUGGCAGGAACACGGCAAGGAGUGGCAUGAACACGGCAAGGAGUGGCAUGAACACGCCAAGGAGUGGCAUGAACACGCCAAGGAGUGGCAUGAACACGCCAAGGAGUGGCAUGAACACGCCAAGGAGUGGCAUGAACACGCCAAGGAGUGGCAUGAACACGCCAAGGAGUGGCAUAAACACGCCAAGGAGUGGCAUGAACACGCCAAGGAGUGGCAUGAACACGCCAAGGAGUGGCAUGAACACGCCAAGGAGUGGCAUGAACACGGCAAGGAGUGGCAUGAACACGGCAAGGAGUCGCAUGAACACGCCAAGGAGUGGCAUGAACACGCCAAGGAGUGGCAUGAACACGCCAAGGAGUGGCAUGAACACGCCAACGAGUGGCAUGAACACGCCAAGGAGUGGCAUGAACACGCCAAGGAGUGGCAUGAACACGCCAAGGAGUGGCAUGAACACGGCAAGGAGUGGCAUGAACACGGCAAGGAGUGGCAGGAACACGGCAAGGAGUGGCAUGAACACGGCAAGGAGUGGCAUGAACACGCCAAGGAGUGGCAUGAACACGCCAAGGAGUGGCAUGAACACGCCAAGGAGUUGCAUGAACACGCCAAGGAGUGGCAUGAACACGCCAAGGAGUGGCAUGAACACGGCAAGGAGUGGCAUGAACACGCCAAGGAGCGGCAUGAACACGCCAAGGAGCGGCAUGAACACGCCAAGGAGCGGCAUGAACACGCCAAGGAGCGGCAUGAACACGCCAAGGAGCGGCAUGAACACGCCAAGGAGCGGCAUGAACACGCCAAGGAGCGGCAUGAACACGCCAAGGAGCGGCAUGAACACGGCAAGGAGUGGCAUGAACACGGCAUGGAGUGGCAUGAACACGCCAAGGAGUGGCAUGAACACGCCAAGGAGUGGCAUGAACACGCCAAGGAGCGGCAUGAACACGCCAAGGAGCGGCAUGAACACGGCAAGGAGCGGCAUGAACACGCCAAGGAGCGGCAUGAACACGCCAAGGAGCGGCAUGAACACGCCAAGGAGCGGCAUGAACACGCCAAGGAGCGGCAUGAACACGCCAAGGAGCGGCAUGAACACGCCAAGGAGCGGCAUGAACACGCCAAGGAGCGGCAUGAACACGCCAAGGAGUGGCAUGAACACGGCAAGGAGUGGCAUGAACACGGCAAGGAGUGGCAUGAACACCCCAAGGAGUGGCAUGAACACGCCAAGGAGUGGCAUGAACACGGCAAGGAGUGGCAUGAACACGCCAACGAGUGGCAUGAACACGGCAAGGAGUGGCAUGAACACGCCAAGGAGUGGCAUGAACACGCCAAGGAGUGGCAUGAACACGCCAAGGAGUGGCAUGAACACGCCAAGGAGUGGCAUGAACACGCCAACGAGUGGCAUGAACACGCCAAGGAGUGGCAUGAACACGCCAAGGAGUGGCAUGAACACGCCAAGGAGCGGCAUGAACACGCCAAGGAGCGGCAUGAACACGCCAAGGAGCGGCAUGAACACGCCAAGGAGCGGCAUGAACACGCCAAGGAGCGGCAUGAACACGCCAAGGAGCGGCAUGAACACGCCAAGGAGCGGCAUGAACACGCCAAGGAGCGGCAUGAACACGGCAAGGAGUGGCAUGAACACGGCAUGGAGUGGCAUGAACACGCCAAGGAGUGGCAUGAACACGCCAAGGAGUGGCAUGAACACGCCAAGGAGCGGCAUGAACACGCCAAGGAGCGGCAUGAACACGGCAAGGAGCGGCAUGAACACGCCAAGGAGCGGCAUGAACACGCCAAGGAGCGGCAUGAACACGCCAAGGAGCGGCAUGAACACGCCAAGGAGCGGCAUGAACACGCCAAGGAGCGGCAUGAACACGCCAAGGAGCGGCAUGAACACGCCAAGGAGCGGCAUGAACACGCCAAGGAGUGGCAUGAACACGGCAAGGAGUGGCAUGAACACGGCAAGGAGUGGCAUGAACACCCAAGGAGUGGCAUGAACACGCCAAGGAGUGGCAUGAACACGGCAAGGAGUGGCAUGAACACGCCAACGAGUGGCAUGAACACGGCAAGGAGUGGCAUGAACACGCCAAGGAGUGGCAUGAACACGCCAAGGAGUGGCAUGAACACGCCAAGGAGUGGCAUGAACACGCCAACGAGUGGCAUGAACACGCCAAGGAGUGGCAUGAACACGCCAAGGAGUGGCAUGAACACGCCAACGAGUGGCAUGAACACGCCAAAGAGUGGCAUGAACACGCCAAGGAGUGGCAUGAACACCCCAAGGAGGGGCAUGAACACGGCAAGGAGGGGCAUGAACACGCCAAGGAGUGGCAUGAACACGCCAAGGAGUGGCAUGAACACGCCAAGGAGUGGCAUGAACACGCCAAGGAGUGGCAUGAACACGCCAAGGAGUGGCAUGAACACGCCAAGGAGUGGCAUGAACACGCCAAGGAGUGGCAUGAACACGCCAAGGAGUGGCAUGAACACGCCAAGGAGUGGCAUGAACACGGCAAGGAGUGGCAUGAACACGCCAACGAGUGACAUGAACACGCCAAGGAGUGGCAUGAACACGCCAAGGAGUGGCAUGAACACGCCAAGGAGUGGCAUGAACACGCCAAGGAGUGGCAUGAACAUGGCAAGGAGUGGCAUGAACACGCCAAGGAGCGGCAUGAACACGCCAAGGAGGGGCAUGAACACGCCAAGGAGUGGCAUGAAGACGCCAAGGAGUGGCAUGAACACGCCAAGGAGUGGCAUGAACACGCCAAGGAGUGGCAUGAACACGGCAAGGAGCGGCAUGAACACGCCAAGGAGUGGCAUGAACACGCCAAGGAGUGGCAUGAACACGCCAAGGAGGGGCAUGAACACGGCAAGGAGUGGCAUGAACAGUUGGUGGCGAGCCGCUGCCCUUGCUGCUCCUGCUGGCCGUGGCGAGCCGCUGCCCGUCCAGGGAGAGAUCGGUUGA